Dermacentor andersoni is the source of this 2551-nucleotide messenger RNA. RefSeq lists its product as uncharacterized. The record is from RefSeq and is a predicted model, not a curated record. Lineage: Eukaryota; Metazoa; Arthropoda; Arachnida; Ixodida; Ixodidae.
AAAAUUCAUCUAGUAAGUUCUAGCUGCUAUUACCGCAAAACUAGAAGCAGUGACAGUUUUGAUUGUGUUCCUUCCGUGAUCGCGAUCGCCGGUGCCACGCUGUAGUAGGGUGUAGGUGAUCGCCGUUUGAUGCGAUUUUCGUCGCACCGGAAGUGCGAUUUCCGUCGUUUGCGACGAAAAUCGCAGUCGCAGAACCGACCCUCCAAUUUGCGGCUUCGACAAGCCGGUUGGUCGCACAGUGGUGUCAAGGCGUAAAAUGUCUGCGAAACGUUUUAGUCGCUCUUGGACUUGGCAUGAAUGCUCCGAAGGGUUUUGGAAGGCAUUCCAAGACGCCUAGCUACUGGCGCUAAAUCGUCACCGCGUUGGGGAAGAAAAAAAAGUACCCCAAUAUUACUGUGGAUAGCGCGGCACUGGAACGCGUUCCUAAAGAUGGCGUACGCGCCUUUGAGCACGAUCUGGAGAGCUUCUUUCUCGUAUUUUCCCGACCUUUGUGCGCGUAGUGCGAGGAAACAAAUAUGAAAUCUCAGUGUAUUUUCCUUGUAUUUUCUUUCUGCUCGCGAUUGUGCCGGGAUUCGCUUAGCCAACGCCUCCUACCUUGCACAAGGCCGAUGCACUUCGAUACGCAUGACGUAAUGCUACCUUGCCCGACUGCCAUAGAAUCUAAUGAGGAGGCUUGGCUUGGUGCAUUUUGAUUUGGCCCUAUAUAUUUACCUAGGCCAUGCCGUGGCUGGAAUGCAGGCGGUAGCCUGCGCGAUAACAAAUGCUUCCGAAAGCGAGGUUGACGUGGCGUCGCGGCGAUGCCCUCUUCCCUCACGCAACACCUGGUGUGCUAAUGCGGCAGCAGAUGUGUAAUGCAGCAGCAGAUGGUGCUAAUGCACCAACCGCGUACUCAAUAAAUUCUUCUGUCUGUCAUAACUAUAGCUAAAGGAUAUGAAACUUUUAAAGAAUGUACUACCAAUUGGAUCAUCUGGAUGCAUAACCUUUAUUGUUGGCAUUGGUUGCAUGAUUGUAAAUAAUUCUUCCUGCUGCAGUGCACACCUGAAACCUCCUGCCAGCUGCGGAAGAAACGGCGAAGGCAAGAGAUGGAAGAGCAAGACGACGAGAACAAGGUAAAAGCAGGAGCCAACUUUUCAACGACAGAAGUGGACAAGUCCACUUGUCGAAACGUUGGCUCCAGCUUUUACAUUGUUCUCGUUUUGCUUCUGCCAGCUGCUAUGUCCACGCAAGAUGAUGACACUGUGCUGGGCACUAUCUUGGAGCACCUAAAGAUAUCGCCGAGCUUCUGCUAGACCCAAAGGAGUUCUUCCCAAACUCCAAGAUUAUGGGUCUGGUAUCCGCUGUUAAACCCAGCGUCAUGAUCCUAGUGCCAGACACAGUGGCAUACUGCAACGGAAGGAAGAUCAGGUCAUUCAGCGAGCUGUUGAAGGACAGUGGUGUCCUAGAAGAUUUAGAUUUGUUAGUAGACGCCGUCGAAGUGGAACACUACAUGUGGGUAGUGACGCUCAUGUGGACUACUGAACAACCCGAGCACCCACCAGUUGAGCAGAGCGAAAGCGCAUUUCACAACGCCCUCUCUCUCCCUAUGAGCUAAAUGACCACGGGCACUCAUGACCUUGAAGCGGGAGACCUCGGCAUCUUCAACAUGUCUACCAAGUUCUGCUCCGCAACUGACGCUGACCAUUCGGUCGUGGUUUACCUGCAGAACAAGAUAAUACUCAAGGCCGUGAACGACAACAGCACACUGUACGAAAUGCAGGAGCCGGAGCGACGCAGGAACGUGCAGUUGUUCACAUUCUGCAGAAACAACGUGCCCCACGUAGGUCAUUCAAAGAAUAUCCUCCAAGAAAACGAUAUCAUUCGUAUUGACUACAUGUUCGGUACGGUUGGCGGCGGGAGGAGGUGUGCUGACGCCUCAUGUGGCACGGAGAAAGGGCUUCAACCGUGCACCAAACAAGUCCAUCAGAGUUUGGCCUGCUGCUGAAGGCCAGUACGGUGCAGCAAGACAUCCCUGCAGCGCCGGGCAAACUCAGCAAAGUAGCUAACUGGCCCAUCACUACCCUCGGGUCCUGCCACCUGCAAUGCUACCAUGAGCGGAAAUCCACUGCAGCUGUGCCCACCCUGGACCCUACAGUCUAUCUCUUCUCAGGCAGGAAGGGCACAGUGAUGCAAGUCUUUGUCUCUUCCGCAAUGGUGGAAGCCGAGAGGGGCAGACUAUCCGGGAAGUGACGGUCACUGUGGACUGCUUCUACAGGGACGGCAGGACGGUCCUGAGCAAACUCAGCCAAGUUUUCCAGGAGAGAGACAUCGUCAACAUCGACUGCAGUCGAACCUGGAUACAUGAAACAGCUGGAUGAUUGCGAAAUAGUUUAUUAUAGGCAGAAUUCGAUAUAUAAUAUCAUGUCAGAAAUGCUUAAAGAACUUGUACAAAUCAGUCAAUGAACUAACUUACAUGAAUAUAGGUAUAUCAUAAGAAGCCAACAAACACUGACACCAAGGACAACAUAGGGGAAAUUAUUGUGCUCAAUAAAUGAAAUAAAUAGCACUUUCUCUA